Heteronotia binoei (common prickly gecko) is the source of this 4547-nucleotide messenger RNA. RefSeq names its product zinc finger and BTB domain containing 21 (gene ZBTB21). Gene Ontology annotation, molecular function: protein binding; RNA polymerase II cis-regulatory region sequence-specific DNA binding; DNA-binding transcription factor activity, RNA polymerase II-specific. The coding region runs from base 338 to 3475 and encodes 1045 amino acids. Gene Ontology annotation, cellular component: nucleus. Gene Ontology annotation, biological process: regulation of transcription by RNA polymerase II; negative regulation of DNA-templated transcription. The record is from RefSeq and is a predicted model, not a curated record. The transcript is spliced from 3 exons. Lineage: Eukaryota; Metazoa; Chordata; Lepidosauria; Squamata; Gekkonidae.
UUCAAGAUGGAUGGAAUCACGGCGGUGGCGGUAGCGCGCACGGGUGAAUCGUAAAGGGUGGCACCGAGGGGGGAAGGAAUGGGGAUACUCGUCCAGUGGUGAAAAGGGUGAGUAACAGCCCCUCUUCCUGUUCGCUUACGGUUGGUCUCUGUUUGCACAAAGGAGCGGGUUUCCCCGUGUACAAAGGCGUCUUUUCCUGACGUAACUCUGAGAUUAUCUGAGAUACAGACUUCAAAAUAAUUGCAAACCAGGAUGUAAAGGAAAUCUUGGGCCUAAAAUUUUGGAGCCUAUUCACUUUGGAGCCAAAUAAGAAGCAAAUUUGUGGUAAGCCUAAAUCAUGGAGGGUCUCCUACAUUAUAUAAAUCCUGCACAUGCUAUUUCUCUAUUAAGUGCUUUAAAUGAGAAACGUCUAAAGGGGCAACUCUGUGAUGUUGUUCUUAUAGUUGGAGACCAAAAAUUCCGAGCUCAUAAAAACGUUCUGGCUGCCAGCAGUGAAUACUUUCAGACUCUGUUCACUAAAGAAAAUGAGACUCAAUCAGUAUUUCAGCUUGACUUUUGCGAACCAGAUACUUUUGAUAAUGUAUUAAACUACAUUUACUCAUCAUCCUUAUUUGUGGAGAAAAGCAGCCUAGCAGCUGUGCAAGAAGUGGGGUACAGUCUUGGAAUUUCUUUUCUUACCAACAUUGUUUCUAAAAGUCCUCAGGCUCCUUUGCCUGCAUGUCCUAUUAAGAAAAUAAUGGUCCAGGAAGAAGAUGAAAGCACGACCCAGAAACGAAGUGUCAUAGUUUGUCAGAGCAAAAAUGAAACACUGGGAGAUAAUGUUGGUCAUGCUCUUCAUGAAUUAAGCCAUAGUUUUCAACACUCAUCUUCCAUUGUCAUCAAAACCAAGCAGCCACAAGCAACAAAGACAACUGAAUUUCUCCACAGUCUACCACUAAAUGAAAAGAAAUGGUUGAAAGACAGUUUUUUAAAAUAUUCCAAGUCACAUGAAACUUCAAGUGCACUGGAUGACCAAAGUGGAACUAAAAGGAAUGCAGUAUUAUCACAGAAACCUUUUUCAGACAAGGAAGUGGUAGCAAAUGAACCAACAGGAGGAAAGUCAGCAGAAGUACCUUUGAAAAGGCCAUGUCCACCAGUUGUAUCUGUAUGUAGUUCUUCAGAAUCUACAUUUUUGUUGAGAGAGACAGGAAAAGGAGCUGGUCCAGGGGAAGAUAGAAAUUUGCUAUACUAUUCAAAGUUUGGGUUAGUGAUUCCAUCUAGAGUACCUGUUCCUGAAAAGCAAGGUAUUGAUAGGAGUGGGCCACUUGUAAAAAGUCUCCUAAGGAGGUCAUUGUCCAUGGAUAGCCAGGUUCCUGUUUAUUCAUCUCCUGUUGACCUGAAGCCUUCGUGUGUAUCUUCAGCAAUCAACAACACCCAAGGGAGAACAUCAAACAUAACAUCCCCAAAGCCAUCCAUGAAAGAGUCCUCAGAAAAGGCAGCCGCUGAUAACAAGACACAGGUAAUUCACUCACAUCGCCUUAGAUCUUUUAGUGCCUCACAGUCAAUGGACAGGGAGAUAACAUCACCUCCUCUUAGAGAAAUGCGGAUAAAAACUGAGCCCAGCAGCCCUCUUUCAGAUCCUUCUGAAAUAAUAAGAGUUACAGUUGGGGAUGCCUCAUCUGCCAAUAAAAGUUAUCCUUUUAAAAUUGAAGAUGACCAUAGAGAUUUGAGUAGACUUCCAGCUAAAAGGAGGUUUCAAGCAGACAGAAGACUUCCAAUAAAAAAAAUUAAGGUGGAUGAACAUGCUUCCCCUGGAUCAGAGGACAAUUUUGAGGAAAACUCAAAUCCUACACCACUUGAUGCUGAUUUCCCAGAUUCUGACAUUGGCAAAGAUGAAUAUGGUGAAUUGGAAGAAACAAAGCCUAACAAAAAGUUUAAGUGCAAACAUUGCCUUAAGAUUUUCAGGUCAACUGCAGGCCUUCAUCGUCAUGUCAAUAUGUACCAUAAUCCUGAAAAACCAUAUGCUUGUGAUAUUUGUCAUAAGAGAUUUCACACAAACUUCAAAGUUUGGACACACUGCCAGACACAGCAUGGAAUUGUGAAGAACCCCUCACCUGCUUCCAGUUCACAUGCUGUCUUGGAUGAAAAAUUCCAAAGGAAAUUAAUUGAUAUAGUGAGAGAGCGAGAGAUUAAAAAGGCUCUGAUUGUUAAACUAAGGCGUGGCAAGCAAGGUUUUCAGGGACAAGCUGCUUCACAAGCACAACAAGUCAUCAAAAGAAACCUAAGGUCAAGAACCAGAGGAGCUUACAUUUGUACCUACUGUGGAAAAGCAUAUCGCUUCCUGUCACAGUUUAAGCAGCACAUAAAGAUGCAUCCAGGGGAAAAAACAAUUGGAAUAAAUAAGGUUAUUAAACCAAAAGAGAAUAUUCAUGUUGAAAGCCCAGUAGAAAACAAAAAAAAUUACCAGUGUCGUCUUUGUAAUGCUAAGCUUUCCUCUCUUAUUGAACAGGGAAAUCAUGAGCGGCUCUGUCGGAAUGCCACAGUUUGUCCUUACUGCAGCCUUCGAUUUUCUUCUCUAGAGCUGAAGCAUGACCAUGAAAUUGCAUGUGAGUACAAGAAGCUCACUUGCUUAGAGUGUAUGCGCACUUUUAAAUCCUCUUUCAGUAUUUGGCGUCAUCAGGUUGAAGUUCACAAUCAGAAUACCAUGGCUCCCACUGAGAAUUUUUCUUUACCAGUUCUGGAACACAAUGGUGAAGUUAGUAGUAGUUCCAGAUUUCAUUCUCAGUCAGAGCCUAAUAAGAUGAACAACUUUGUUAUAGCCAAAGAAGACAGUGUAUUCAGUGAUUCAUCAGAACAGAUUAAUUUUGAUUCAGAAGAUUCCUCAUGUCUGCCUGAAGAUCUAAGUGUCUCCAAGCAGUUUAAAAUUCAGAUCAAAGAAGAACCUGCAGAUGAUAUAGAGGAGGAGGUUGUCUCUGAAGCCAACCAGGAACCCAAGGGAGCAAUUACUAAUAAAGACACUGGCUUAUGGCCCUGUGAAAAAUGUGGGAAAAUCUUUACUGUACACAAGCAGCUAGAGCGUCACCAAGAGCUGUUGUGCUCUGUGAAACCCUUCAUUUGCCAUGUGUGCAACAAGGCAUUCCGAACCAAUUUCCGUCUGUGGAGUCAUUUCCAGUCCCAUAUGGCACAACCUACUGAGGAACCUGUGAGCAAGAAUCCUGACAUGUGUGCACCAGCUAAUUCUCCAUCACCACCACCUUUGCCUCCUCCACCACCACUUCCAAAAAUACAGCCCUUGGAACCCGAUAGUCCCACAGGUUUGUCAGAAACCCCUCCAGCUACUGAAAAAUUAUUUGUUCCACAGGAAUCGGACACACUCUUUUAUCAUGCUCCACCACUUUCAGCCAUCACAUUCAAAAGACAGUAUAUGUGCAAACUUUGCCACAGGACAUUUAAAACAGCAUUUAGUCUCUGGAGUCAUGAACAGACACACAACUAACAACAAAGAAUGCUGGCAGGGAGUUUAAAAGAUCUCUUAAAUUUCCAUGAUGUCUCUGAAUUUAUACUGUUUAAACGAAAGAAUAUCUUUCUCCCUCUUUCUUUCUUUCUCUCUCUCUAUCUCAAGGGACAGGAGCACUCAACAGUUAGAAAUUUAUGAUGCUGCUGUGGAUGUGGAGAUUAAGGUAAACUACAUUAUUGUUAGUUGAGUAAAUUGCUCGUGUUUUGGGGUAUUGUGUUCUGGGUCUUCUAGUAACAGAAUAAUUAAUUAGAAUAAUUAAUUAAAAUCUGAUUACAUCUUCCUCAUUCUGUGAUAUUAGUAUAUACAAACUUCUAUAAAACAGCAAUUUAAGGGUUCAAAGUAAUGGAAUCCUGCAUCUAGUUUAUGGUUUUCACUGAAAAUUCUUUUCUGAGUUCCAUAUAAAAAUCAUCCAUUGUUGAGGGGGGAAAUUGAGUACCUUGCUGUGUUGACUUAGUGAUUAUGAAACAUUAGCAAUAACAAAUAAAACCUCAAAUUUGAAUUAACUUGACCCUGAUUGAAAACUUUGAUAAUUAAUUGUUAAGUAUGGAGGGAGGCAGUUGUUGCAAGAUACAGUACAAUCUGAAGUUAGCAAUAUGUGAAUACCUGGAUUUUUAUAUACAAAGUAGCAGACAGCCUACUUUCAGCCAUUUAAAGCAUUUUUGAAGGAAGAGUAUCAGAACAAAGUUACACUGAUUUAUUUAAUGUCUCAGAGGCUGAUAUUCUAUAGAUAUUUUGGUAACUAGAGUUAUUGUGCUAAAGAAGCAGCCAGCUGUGUAUCCUAAUGCAAAACUAUAUUACUGUCUUUUAAAUAUCAAACAGCAUUGUGUGAUUUUCAAAAAUUACGCUGUACUUGGUUUAUUUCUGAUUUGUAUUGGAGUGGAUGUGAUUUAUUAAAUGGAAUGUAUGAAUAUGCUAGUUUUUGAAAAAACAGGAGCAACUACAAUUCGCUUAGGUGAAUGUGGCAAGCCCUACUGUAACUACAAAAAUAACAUGACUGAAAAUUAAAAUGCAAAUAUUUAUAUAUGUAAGUGAAUAAAAUAAAAAUUCAAAG